Molecule: messenger RNA, 546 nt
Organism: Penicillium subrubescens
Lineage: Eukaryota; Fungi; Ascomycota; Eurotiomycetes; Eurotiales; Aspergillaceae
Exons: 3
Coding region: 1-546 (181 amino acids)
Source: RefSeq, a predicted model, not a curated record
AUGACUCGACCAGAGGUUGAGAGUACUCGGGUUUUGCGAGGCACCCUUUGCGUGGCCGUGGGGCCCACUGAAAAGCUGAUUCGAGAUGAGGGUAUCGUCACUGAUGAAAUGACCCAGGAAUUGAUGAAACCUGAUGGAAACCGGAUGAAACGAGUUGCCGAAGAUGAGGACACCGGUGAAAGUAGUCGAGCGGUUUGCCUGCCAUUGCGGGAUGUGACCAACACACUGGGAAUAGAAAAGGGUACGGAGAUCAAUAAGUCUGAUGAAAAGAAGCGCCAGCGGACCAUGGAUGUGGCGGGCAGUGGUGAUGAUGAUCAUGGAGUGGGAAAAAGGUCCAAGACGGUGUUCGGUGCGUCCGAAUGUGUCGAUGAUCAUGGAGAAGGAGGAAGCUUGAAGCAAGUUGCGAGAGGAAGAAGCUCUGUUGGAUCGUUCUGUGCGUCUGAACGGGUUGGUGAUGAUGGUGAAGAUUAUGAUGACGAUGACGGCGAGGAUUAUGAGGAUGACGACGACGCAAUUGAGGGCAUCUAUCUCGAGGAGGGUGAAUAA